CACUUGUGUACAUAAUUCUUUGUUAUUAUAUUUAUAAAUAACAAUGUACAAGAAUUCAUGUGCAUUAAUAUUUAUUUUGAACGUAAUUUUAUGUAAGUGUGGUGUUAUUUUUCAUGAAGGCAGUAAAAUAACUUAUUUACCAGAUGCUUAUUCUAAAUAUUUUGGUUAUUCAGUUAUGUUAAGUGAGAUGGGCUUAAUAGUGGGAGCUCCAAAAGCAGCCAGUAGAGAUGGUAGGAAUAUAUCUCCAGGUUUAUUAUUUAAUUGUCAGCUGCAGAAUUUGGACGUUCGGAAUUCGACAUGUCGACCAAUGGGUCUUACUGUUGAUCCUUAUGGGAGUUAUUUUGGAAAACUUUUAAUUCAGCGUGACUUCAUCAGAGAUGAUAUGUGGUUUGGUGCAGCUAUUGUAAACAUGCCUAAAGGAAAAAUGAUGGCAUGUGCUCCGAGAUGGUCAACUCCAUACAAAGACAAGCACAUACUAGUAAAUGGAGCGUGCUAUUUGCUAUCACAAACAAGAGGAAUUACUAUGUUACCUUUGCAGGAAAGGAAUCGACAGGCUUAUAAAACUGAUGGAACCAGAAAGGAAUACGGGGACUAUGGUACCCAUUUAAAUUUUUACGCCUAUGGUCAGAGUGGAAUAUCAGUUAAGGUAACAGAGAGCAAUUCAGUAAUCAUCGGAGCUCCUGGUUUACUGCAAUGGGCAGGCGGUAUAAUUGAUUACAAGUACGAUCCAGAUGAAGGUUCCAUGUUUAUUUCGAAACAACCUACAACAAAUCCUUAUUUUACGAAAGAAAUUGGACCUGAUGAUUAUUUUGGUUACAGUGUGGAAUCAGGAAUUUUUGGACCCAAUAAGAAAACUUUAUACGUAGGAGGAGCACCUCGAUCAAAAUCUGGCUACGGACAGGUUCUUAUAUUUGAACCAGCUACCAGAGAAUAUGCACCUUUAAAUGUGGUUAAAAGCCUCAAAGGUCCCCAACUGGGCUCUUAUUUUGGCUCUAGUCUUUGCUGUAUGGAUAUCAAUGGAGAUGGUAUAUUAGAUCUUCUUGUGGGAGCACCAAAUUUUAUUUCCAAAGUAGGGGAACUACAAUACGAUCAAGGAGCUGUUUUUGUUUACCUAAACAGCUGGAAGGGUUCUAAUUUUACGCUAAGUCUAGGAAGUUUUGUAUCGGGUUCCAAUUUGAACGGAGCUAGAUUUGGCAGUGCAAUUGCUAAUAUGGGUGACGUGGACGGAGAUGGAUACAAUGACGUCGCUAUCGGAGCACCAUGGGAGAACUUUGGUGAAGGUGCUGUAUACAUUUACAGAGGGGGAGAGAGGGGUAUCAGCAGUAUGUAUAUACAAAAGAUCCUAGCCAAAGGUGCUCAGAGUUUCGGUAUAUCAAUCUCAAAAGGAUUUGAUGUCGAUAACAAUAAUUGUAGCGAUUUAGCUGUCGGUGCAAUAAACAGUGAUACAGUUUAUUUAUAUAGAUGCGUUCCAACAAUAGAAGUGUACGCCAGCAUUAAAGUUCCGGAUGCAAUGAAUAUACCACACAAUGCUACCAACUUUACAGCUAUUUUCUGCAUUGAAGCUAAGGAGCAAAUUAAAUGGCCCCACGUUAAAACAGUUUUGAAUGCAUCAAUUCAUGUGGACCCUGACGGAGGGAGGGCAUGGAUAUCAAGCGAUGCAGAUUACCAAGUCACUAUAAAACCGGGGAACAAAGCAUGCGAGGAGCAAACGGUACAAAUUAAGCCCACAGCGGACUUGUCGAAGCCAAUCACCAUUAACUUUGAGUUAAUUCAUUGUAUUGUAUUAGAAGAUGAUUCACCUUUAUUUUUACGUAAAGCAGCAAGAUUAUCGGAAAAUUCUAAAUUGCAUUCUUCCUUCGUUAUCCAAUUAAAUAGAGAAUGUGGCGAAGAUCUUAUUUGUAAGCCAUUACUAGAAAUGACUUUAAAAGGAUUAAGCAACCCAUACAUUCCAGGUUCAGAUAACAAACUUGGUAUAGAAGUAACUGUACUUAAUAAGGAUGAACCAGCUUACGGUGCUAAAGUCCAUUUAAUGUUACCAACUUUACCACAAAGGUUACCAAGCGAAUGUGCAUUAAAAAAACUAAACGUAACAUGUGAUGUACCAGCACCAUUAUAUAGAAAUGAAUCAGUCACAUGGGAAAUUGAAUUUGAAUAUACACAGAAUGAUUCAUUUAUAAAUGAAAUAAAUAUCGAAGCAAUACUAGAAGAUCCACUGCAUAGUAAUAAUGAAAGUGACAAAGUGAUAAAAGAUCUUACUAUUAUUAUUAAACCAGAAGCAAGUUUUAAUAUAACUGGAACCGUGCAACCAAAUAAAACAAUCGCAGUGUCAAGAGACGGUCUCGGCAACGGUGAUAGCGUGUCUUUUGUACAUUACUUUGAGAUCAAAAACUUGGGACCAUCGAACUGUUACAAUUUAACGGCUCUUUUAUUAAUUCCUGAUAAGACGUAUCUAUCAAAUAAGAUAGAUGGAUGUGAUAAAGAAGGUUACAGCCUUCAGUGCACCUGGUCUCUAGCCGCAAGAGCCUCCAAAACAAUAGCACUUACUUACAAGUUUAACUUAAGUUUACAUGGUGAUUAUUUAAAAGAAAUAACAAUGUUAAAUGCUACAUCAACAAUCAUUUUAAAAGACCAAAAUACUAACUCGUCAAUGAUGACUACGCUAGUUUUGGAUCCGCCAACACCUCUCUGGCCUUUAAUAGUAGGAAUCGUGGCUGGAGUUUUUACAUUGGCAGCAGCAGUCUACGGUCUGUACAAGCUUAAUUUCUUUGAAAGAACAAAACGAGACGAUAUGAAACGGCUGCAAGAAGAAAUAGACAGCUCCAGCUCACUUGGGGAGUUAAAUCUAGACAAUGAUGAUUGCACACAAGAUAUACAACUAUCUGAAGAUUCUGAUUGAGCAGAAAAUAUACAUACGAGAGGUGACAUCGACAGAAAAGGGAGGUUAGGAAAGAGACUUUUCAUAGUGUAUUAAAUAUCAUCAUCUCUUCCUAUUCCUUCGGUAAGAAUUUGUAAAUAUCAUAUUCACGACAUUUGUAUAUAUGUAUUUCAAAUCUCAAAAUAAUAUUUAAGUACAUAGUCUUAAAUCUUUUACCAAAGAAUUACUUAA
Molecule: messenger RNA, 3106 nt
Organism: Papilio xuthus (Asian swallowtail)
Lineage: Eukaryota; Metazoa; Arthropoda; Insecta; Lepidoptera; Papilionidae
Product: integrin alpha-4
Exons: 21
Coding region: 44-2896 (950 amino acids)
Biological process (GO): cell-cell adhesion; cell adhesion mediated by integrin; cell-matrix adhesion
Cellular component (GO): external side of plasma membrane; integrin complex
Molecular function (GO): integrin binding
Source: RefSeq, a predicted model, not a curated record